Schizosaccharomyces japonicus yFS275 is the source of this 2379-nucleotide messenger RNA. RefSeq names its product cytoskeletal protein Syp1. The record is from RefSeq and is a predicted model, not a curated record. Bases 1 to 2379 code for a protein of 792 amino acids. The transcript has 2 exons. Lineage: Eukaryota; Fungi; Ascomycota; Schizosaccharomycetes; Schizosaccharomycetales; Schizosaccharomycetaceae. Gene Ontology annotation, cellular component: cell cortex; actin cortical patch; endocytic vesicle.
AUGGAUGCCUUGGCUAAAACGGAAUAUGUAGAGGCGUUUUUGCCCAAUUUUGCUCCUAAAGAUAGUAUGACGGUUUUCCGUCGGCGGUUAGAGCGAAUUCGCUCUGACAAUGACAGACUGGCCCAUUGGCUCCGUGAACGGACGGAAAUUGAACGAGAUUACGCGGUGCGUCUUCAAAAGCUGGCAAACUCAAUGAAUGAAGGAAAUGUUCAGGAGCUGUCUCUCUCAGACGCGUGGUUGGAAUUGGAACGGGACAUGCAACUACGCUCCAAGUUGCAUAAUUCCAUGGCAAAACAGUUAGGUGGUCAGGUAUACAAGCCAAUUAGUGAGUUCUAUACGUCUUCCCCCCAAAUGGCGUCCUUGCGUGAAUUAGAAAGUAGAUUGUCGUCGGUUGCACGGAGCAUGGAUCCCUCGUCAAUUUCCAAGGUUCUUCGGUCCAACAAGCACAAGCGUGGACAAAGUCAGGAUGGUCAACUGAUGCUUGACAACAACGAGCUCAUCUCUCGAACUGCUUGGGAUUCCGAGGCUCCGUUCGCUUUUGAAAAGUUGCAGACCGUGGACGAGGAACGUCUGAUAAUGUUGAAACAGGUGUAUUUAACAGUAUCUAGCUUGGAGAAUCAAGUUGGUCGUCAAUUAAAUGAGUCUUCUGAAACCUGCAUGGCAAUUUUCUCCACCAUUUCUGCCGAGGAGGAAACAAUUCGAUUUGCAAGUGAGACUGUCAAAAACGGGGCGGUUCAGCAAGAUGCAAGUCCUGUUGCUCGCACACAACACAGCUCUUCUUCGCGCAAGGAAGAGUCGCCCGAAGAGCGUCCAGCACGUGCCCCAAGCAAAUUCAAGUCUCGUAUGAACAAGCUCUUCCGUCGUAAGACUGUGAUGAUUGGAAAGAAGAAACACUCUUCUGAGUCUCAAGCACCACUGUCCAGUCGUAAAGCUGCUGCUGGCCGGAUUGCCCCGUCCUCAAGCCUUCAUUCAAAUAGCGAUGACGACGCACAUUCUGUUCCGGAGGCAAGUUCAUUAAUGACAAACGGCACUCGUUCUGUUAAUAUCAACCCCGCAGCGAAUCACAUUGAAAAUGAACAACAGCAGCAAUCUACUCAGCAACAAGAACAUCGUGAACAACCAACUCACACUGAACACUCUUCUGUUCCUUCAUCUUCUGCUGUCACCACUCUUCCACAAUACGUUGAUGUACCUCAACCGAACGCACGUUCCGAUGCAUCUCAAGUAGCUGUCAAAACUCAAGCUGAGCGCGCUUCGCUCGCAGCUCCUUCAAUUUCAGAAUCUUCGAUAAAUGCCUCCUCAUCGCCUAUGAGUGUUAACAUCAAUCCUACUCCCGUGGUUCAAGAGUCACCUGAGGAGCGUGAUGCCGCACUGGAACGUGUGAGCCAUGCAUUACGCCAAGUCCCGAGUGUUUCUCGACGCACUCGCUCAUCAGACUCAACGUCGCGUUUGACGUCCCCCCUCAGUUCUCCGUCAACCGAGAUGCCCAUGGGCAUGCAUAUCCCGCCUCGGAGCCGCUCGACGUUGUCCAUUCACUCCAACUCGUCAGUUGAGAACUUUCAACCUCGAAUUCCUGAGCUUCCCAAUGUCCCGAAGCUCUCAAGCGCGAUCGUAGCACAAGUGAACGGUUUGUGGAAGGGCAACCAGUUGCAACGUGCCGAGUGUGAUGGCAGCGUGUAUUUAGUCUGGCGCAAUCCUGAGUCUGUCGGCUCUGACAAGAAGUGCUCCGUUCGUCUGUUUUCUCCGCAAACACUCUCCUCCCUCGUUCCCACUCAUACUGGUGUUCAAUUGGGCAACGAACCAAACUCGUUGGAUAUGCCAACUUCGUUGAUUAUGACGCCCACACAAGUGGCCAAGUUUCAGGUUCCGUUGGAAGGAAGUGUUUUGCAAAACACUCUUCCAUUGCUUGUGAUGCAAAAAUGGAAGCAUGAGGAGACGGUUAGUAGCAUGGUCGCUUUUGUGCUUCGAAAUCCGCUUUACAACAACUCUGCAGAAAACUAUGCAGUGGACAAGCUCUCGCUUCUUGUUUCGUUGGGAGAAAAUGUGAUUGUUAAGAGUUGUCGUAGCUCACCAGCUGGUGAGUUUAGUCGCAAGACUAGCAAGCUUCGCGUUAAUUUCAACGAUGUAACUGUCCCUGAUACUGGCUUGAAGGUUGUCGCUCGCUUUGAAAUCGAGCCAAAUGGCGUCACACGUGUGCCUACAAUUGAGUAUCGCAUGCAAUUGAAGCAUGCGAAUGUUAUCGAAAGCCUUGUGCAAGUGUUCUCGACACCCGAAAAUGUUAUGCGCUCGUCAACCGUUAAUUCGCUGGAAGGUGCUUAUGAUGCUCAAGUGGUACCAACUUUGUAUACGACGGUUGCCCGACAAUUCUUCUCCCUUUGA